AUGCCUCUGAUUGGCAACAUCGUCACAGGAGGGCUUCGGAUGUCUAAGUACAUUUCUAAGUCCGCCCGGAAGCGCAUCCCCAUGACCUCCAAGAUGGGCAACAAGAACUUCUACAAGGGCAAGGGCGCGACAAAGGAGGGCACAAUCAACAGCAGAGGUCGCUUCAUCGUAGACCCAGAGAAACGGUUGGAAAUCAUCGCUCCGGACCUUGACGGCUUCAAGUUGAAGCCGUACGUAUCGAAAGCGGUUUGGAAACCAAGACGGGGUGGUCAAGCGCUGCUGGACUCUGCAUAGCAUCAUACGGGUGGCCGCGGCAGUUUCUACGUUUUCGAUGGCAACCGGAGCUUGAUACGGGGCUUGGGCGCUGAAGAAUACUAAAUGUCGGGAGUUUCGGUGUUGAUAGCAGGGUUAGAAGCCAGGUCGAUACGCGGAUUUUAGCUCUGGCGACACGGUGAUCAUGACCUAGAAGAAUACUUUGACACUGAGGAGAAAAUUCGAGUCUAUGACGGGAGGGCGGUGCGCUUGUCAUGGAGAGGCGUUGCGUCGCGUUGGUUGUCCUGAGCGGUAGGGGACGGUCCGUGCUGGAGGAUUUCGCUCACGAGUCUAACGAUGAUGGCCUCCUCGACCAGCACGGUGUGGUUGCCGUCCGUCCGCCUUUGCUUGGGAGGACGAUCACAGAGCUGGCAUCAAAAGUGUGCCUUCAGCAUCUCCUCCUGGUUGUGUGAUUGGCUGGCCAUAUUUCUC
Messenger RNA from Ectocarpus siliculosus, 744 nucleotides. The record is from the annotation of a GenBank genome assembly. Lineage: Eukaryota; Phaeophyceae; Ectocarpales; Ectocarpaceae.